Messenger RNA from Pipistrellus nathusii (Nathusius's pipistrelle), 1314 nucleotides. The record is from the annotation of a GenBank genome assembly. Lineage: Eukaryota; Metazoa; Chordata; Mammalia; Chiroptera; Vespertilionidae.
AUGUCGGGCGGGCUCCCCAAGGCCCUGCCGUCCACGGGGCCCCACUCCCUGCGCGACAUGCCGCACCCGCUGGCCGGCUCCAGCAGCGAGGAGGCCGUGGGCGGCGACGGCACGCCCAGCCCGGACCUGCCGACGGCCCGCAGCUUCGGCGACAAGGAUCUCAUUUUGCCCAAUGGUGGAACUCCAGCAGGCACUUCGAGUCCAGCUUCUUCAUCUUCCCUUCUCAACAGACUUCAGCUUGAUGAUGACAUCGAUGGUGAGACCAGAGAUCUCUUUGUCACCGUUGAUGAUCCCAAGAAGCAUGUCUGUACAAUGGAGACCUAUAUCACGUAUAGGAUCACCACCAAAAGUACUCGGGUGGAGUUUGACCUGCCAGAAUAUUCUGUCCGUCGAAGAUACCAGGAUUUCGACUGGCUGAGGAGCAAACUGGAAGAAUCGCAGCCCACUCAUCUCAUUCCCCCGCUUCCUGAGAAGUUUGUGGUGAAGGGUGUUGUGGAUCGUUUUUCGGAAGAGUUUGUGGAGACCAGAAGAAAAGCUUUGGAUAAAUUCCUAAAAAGAAUUACGGAUCAUCCUGUACUUUCUUUCAAUGAACACUUUAAUGUUUUCCUUACUGCGAAGGACCUGAAUGCCUACAAGAAGCAAGGGAUGGCGCUGCUGACCAGAGUGGGCGAGUCGGUCAAGCAUGUCACUGGAGGCUACAAGCUGAGGAGUCGGCCUCUGGAGUUUGCAGCCAUCGGCGAAUACUUAGACACGUUUGCACUCAAACUGGGAACCAUAGACCGGAUAGCCCAGCGGAUCAUCAAAGAAGAAAUAGAGUACCUUGUAGAGCUCAGAGAAUACGGGCCUGUGUACUCCACGUGGAGCGCGCUAGAGGGGGAGCUGGCCGAACCCUUGGAGGGCGUGUCAGCGUGCAUGGGCAACUGCUCCACAGCCUUGGAAGAGCUGACGGAUGACAUGACAGAAGACUUCCUGCCUGUGCUCAGGGAAUAUAUUUUAUACUCUGAUUCCAUGAAGAGCGUGUUGAAGAAGAGGGACCAAGUGCAAGCGGAGUACGAAGCCAAACUGGAAGCCGUGGCUCUGAGAAAGGAGGACCGCCCCAAGGUGCCCGCGGACGUUGAGAAGUGCCAGGACCGGAUGGAGUGCUUCAAUGCUGACCUGAAAGCCGACAUGGAGAGGUGGCAGAACAACAAGAGGCAGGACUUCCGGCAGCUGCUCAUGGGAAUGGCUGACAAGAACAUCCAAUAUUAUGAGAAGUGCCUCACGGCGUGGGAGUCGAUUAUUCCGCUUCUACAGGAGAAGCAAGAGGCCAAGUGA